AUGGUCGCGGACCUGACGGACACGCACAUCGUGCUGCCCACGAGCGACGGCCCUGCCGUAACAUGCGACCUCCCUGCGCAGGUCGCGGACCUGACGUACACGCGCGCUACCGCUGGUUACCACAUCGUGCUGCCCACGAGCGACGGCACUGCCGUAACAUGCGACCUCCCUGCGAUUGUCGCGGACCUGACCUACACGAAGGCUGCCGCUGGAUAUUGCCACAUCGUGCUGCUCAGGAGCGACGGCACUGCCGUAACAUGCGACCUCCCUGCGAUGGUAGAGGACCUGACGUACACGCAGGCUGCCGCUGGAUAUUGCCACAUCGUGCUGCUCAGGAGCGACGGCACUGCCGUAACAUGCGACCUCCCUGCGAUGGUCGAGGACCUGACGUGCAUGAAGGCUGCCGCUGGAUAUUGCCACAUCGUGCUGCUCAGGAGCGACGGCACUGCCGUAACACGCGACCUCCCUGCAAUGGUCGACGACCUGACGUACACGAAGGCUGCCGCUGGAUAUUGCCACAUCUUGCUGCUCAGGAGCGGCGGCACUGCCAUAACAUGCGACCUCCCUGCGAUGGUCGCGGACCUGACCUGCACGAAGGCUGCCGCUGCAUAUUGCCACAUCGUGCUGCUCAGGAGCGACGGCACUGCUGUAACAUGCGACCUCCCUGCGAUGGUCGAGGACCUGACGUACACGAAGGCUGCCGCUGGAUAUUGCCACAUCGUGCAGCUCAGGAGCGACGGCACUGCCGUAACAUGCGACAUCCCUGAGAUGGUCGAGGACCUGACGUACACGCAGGCUGCCGCUGGAUAUUGCCACAUCGUGCUGCUCAGGAGCGACGGCACUGCUGUAACAUGCGACCUCCUUUUGCUGGUCACGGGCCUCACGUACGCGCAGGCUGCCGCUGGAAGGUGCCACAUUGUGCUGCUCAGGAGCGACGGCACUGCCAUGGCUUGCGGCAAGAUUGAUCACGGUCGGUGCGGCAUUUCUCCGUUGAUCGCGGGCCUGGCCUGCACGCAGGUUGCUGCCGGAAUUUCCGACACAGUCACGCUCAGGAGCGAUGGCACCGCCGUGGCCUGCGCCUACAAUGAUCACGGACAGUGCGAGUUUCCUGCGUUGAACGCGGGCCUGACCUACACGCAGGAGUCCUCGGUGCUAUGGUGUGGACUCGGGGCCAUCUAA
This is a messenger RNA of Prorocentrum cordatum, 1179 nucleotides long. NCBI's taxonomy places the organism in Eukaryota, Dinophyceae, Prorocentrales, Prorocentraceae. The record is from the annotation of a GenBank genome assembly.